This is a messenger RNA of Microplitis demolitor, 720 nucleotides long. RefSeq lists its product as uncharacterized. The transcript has 3 exons. NCBI's taxonomy places the organism in Eukaryota, Metazoa, Arthropoda, Insecta, Hymenoptera, Braconidae. Bases 63 to 710 code for a protein of 215 amino acids. The record is from RefSeq and is a predicted model, not a curated record.
CAGCGUAUUUUUUUUCUUCAUUAAGAUACCCUUUUAAAACAACUUUCAACUUAAGCACGUGCAUGCUUUACUGCAAAAUGUCAGGCUCCCGAAAUUUAGGUGGUUCAAAAGAGGAUAAUGAUCAAAGAUUUGUAUUUGAGGGACUUAGUCAAAGAAUGUCUGAAGAUGACAUGGAUGAUAACUUUGUGUCCGUUCAGCGACGAUUUAAAGAAAGAGCUGCUGAAAGUUUUGAAGAAGAACUUGCUGAGCUACGCCGAAAACGACGUGAUCUUGAAGAUCAUCUGUUUGACUUGAUUGAUGUUGAUGCAGAAAUAAAGCAAGCUAAACAUACUCUGAAGAAUGCAAAUUCAGCUUUUCAAAAACACGCAACCAAAUUUGAUAAUAAUGAAGAGUCAGGAAUGGAAUCUCAAAAUUUGAUUGAGAGGUUAGAAAAAGUUCGAAAGUUGAAAAAUAUCGCUGAGAAAUCGGAAUUCCAAACUACUGAUUUAAUAAAGAAAAAAAUUCCUGUAUUUAAAUGGUCUAAGUUUGCUGAGUUAGAAAAUGAAUUACCAGAUUAUAUGGGUGAUAUGACUAAAGCAAGAAUAAUAGAUGAAGUAUCGACUUUUGGAAUACCAGUGACAUCUAAAAUCGAUACUAAUCAAAAAACUAAUGAAAAGCGCCGGCCUAAAAAAAGAUCUGUAACCAAACGUAAAAAAUCUACAAAUCAUUAAGAUUUUUAAC